Molecule: messenger RNA, 1095 nt
Organism: Colletotrichum spaethianum
Lineage: Eukaryota; Fungi; Ascomycota; Sordariomycetes; Glomerellales; Glomerellaceae
Exons: 2
Coding region: 1-1095 (364 amino acids)
Source: RefSeq, a predicted model, not a curated record
AUGACAGAACCGAGCCCGGCCACGACGACCCACACGGCUCACAACCGACCCAGGACGCGGCAAAGGAUACCCAAAGCAGCUCCCGCCUUGGAUGUGCCAAACAUUGAAGAAGAUGCAUCAGAGAGGAAGCGGGUGCUCAACGUUCUAGCCCAACGUCGAUACCGAGAACGCAAAAGGCAGAACCGCCUCGCCAGGGAGAAUGUUAAGAACGCCGUUGUUCCAGAACGCCAGGUGUCUGAGACAAGUGCUGACAACGGUCUUCCGGAUGCUGCCCCUCCAUUCACGCUCGAUGCUACCGACCCGAUUGAGCAGGUUGCAGACCAAGGCUUGUCGUUGACCAGUGAAGCGGAUGGCGCUACUGCGGGCUUCAAUCUGGACGCGUCUACGGCGUGGUUGACCAAUCUGUCAGAUGGCGGCUCGAUGUCGGAUCUGCUGUGCGACACGAACUCGCCAGUCUUUGAGCCCAGCGUAGACAGUGAAUCCGCAGGGGCGGCCUGGCCCAGCCCGCCUUCGGCCGUCGACCCUGCGUCGCUGAUGGACUGUUCAUCUCUGUCACCGCCAGACUUCCCCGACACCUACCUCCUCCCCAUGAGCGACCUCAAAGUCCUAAAAGCACUCCUCCGGGUAGCCACCCGACUAGGAUCCUGCUCCAUCAUGUGGGACCCUGCAGCGACCUCGCCGUUCAACGUGGGCGCGGGGACGCCGCCGGAGCUGCUGCCCGAGACGUGGAGGCCAACAGCGUCGCAGGUCCUCGUGCCACACCAUCCGAUCAUGGACUUCCUGCCAUGGCCAGAUGUGCGCGACCGGAUCAUCAACCUCUUCAAUCUCCCCGAUGAGGCGAGACCGCCCGCGGCGCGGGGCCAGCUUGGACUCGUCAACUUUGCGUACGAUUUGGAGGACUCUGGCGAAGGGGCGCGUAUCUGGGGCGCCGACCCGUACGAUGCGUCGAGUUGGGAAGUCGGUCAGGUUCUUUUCGAGAGGUGGUGGUUUGUGUUCGACAGGAAGGUCAUUGAGCAGAGCAACAAGUGGCGGCGGUUAAGAGGUGCUGCGGCACUGCAGAUGCGGCCGGGCAGUGUGGUUGAUCUGUCCGACUAG